AUGGCCAAAUACGCCAUGAACACCGAAGGACAAGACCCCGUGGUUCCCAGGCCGCUGCCACACGAGGGCGCAAGGCAAGCUCAGUGCCGUGAACGCCGGGCAAUUAGCGCAGCCGCUCAAAUCACAGUUCGAGCAGCAGUCGCCACAGCAGUCGCAGCUGCAGCAAUCGCAGCUGCAGCAAUCGCCGCACGCCCCGCAGAGCUGGUCCCAGUCCGUGAAUAUGAAGCACCACGAGCAACAAUCGCCCCACGCGCCGCGCUGCCACCACGGUUGCUCGUCGGCCGUGCCGCCGCUGUAGUCGCCGCCACCGCCACCGCCGCCGUCGCCGGUCAUUGA
Molecule: messenger RNA, 336 nt
Organism: Truncatella angustata
Lineage: Eukaryota; Fungi; Ascomycota; Sordariomycetes; Amphisphaeriales; Sporocadaceae
Exons: 2
Coding region: 1-336 (111 amino acids)
Source: RefSeq, a predicted model, not a curated record